Molecule: messenger RNA, 243 nt
Organism: Linum trigynum
Lineage: Eukaryota; Viridiplantae; Streptophyta; Magnoliopsida; Malpighiales; Linaceae
Source: the annotation of a GenBank genome assembly
AUGUAUCGGUGGGCAUGUGACCGCCUUAAGGAAACUCCUUCAUUUGAGGCGUUCCGGAUGAUUUACAACAUACGUGAGUCGACCAAUUGUUGGUCCAUCGGCAGGCGGGAGAACCCUGUUGGGUUUUUGAAGAGAGCGCCUAAGUUAGACUCGUCGUGGUACUCUGGGGAUACCGAGCCGCUGACGGGUUAUGCGGCUGGCUUGAAAGACGAUUGGUGUGCAUCUAGUCUGUUCCCUCAGUAG